UUUUCCUUGGGAGAUCAUAUCACAAAGAGAGAAAACAAACGGUGAUGUCUGACCUUCCGCUAGAUUUGGUCGAGGAAAUUCUUUCCAGGGUUCCAGCAACAUCUGUGAAAAGGUUACGAUCAACUUGCAAACGAUGGAAAGCUAUAUUCAAAGAUGAAAGAUUCAUUGAGAAGCACUUAAGUAAAGCACCAAAGGAGUCUAUGGUUCUCAUGUUGAAUGGGGAUAGGGUUUGUCCAGUGAGCGUCAAUCUCAACGUUGCUCCUCCUGCUAUGGAGUUUGAAGGCGCACUUGGCCUUAAGGAUUCCCAAUCUAGUUUAGAAGAAGUUGACAUAGUCGACGUUUUUUAUUGCGAUGGUUUGUUGUUAUGCCACACCAAAGAUUGUAGACUCGUGGUUUGGAAUCCGUGUUUGGGAGAAACCACGUGGAUCCUAGGCACAACUGAUGACAAGGUGUACUCUAGGUUUACUCUAGGAUAUAUCCAAAACAACAAAUCUUGUCGUAGCUACAAAAUCUUAAGAUGGUGGGGUUAUUUUAGUACAAAGCAGUUUGAAAUAUAUGAGUUUAGCUCUGAUUCAUGGAGGGUUCUUAAAGACGUUGGUUUUGAUUGGGCCAUAGAUAUACAAUAUCAUGGUUACGGAAGUGGUGCAUCAUCGUCUUUGAAAGGAAAUACUUAUUGGGUUGCUACUGAUACAAAAGAACAUUAUGAAUUCGUACUUUGUUUUGAUUUUACAGCAGAGCGAUUUAAACGUCUACGUCUUCCCGUAUUUCAGAUUCAUGGUGAAGUGACUCUAUCAGUUGGUAGAGAAGAACAGCUUUCGGCAUUAAAACGGAGCUUUGAUAGGUCAAAGAUAGAGAUGUGGGUAACCAACAAAAAAAUUGAUAUAGAAUCAGAGUUGUUGUGGAGCAAAUCCUAUAUAGUGGAUUUACCUAUUUUCAGUUAUCCUUUUGACAUUUUCACGAGUCUAUUAAUUGAUGCGGAGAAGAAAGUGUCCUUGUGUUGUAAUAUAUGUGUAGUGUGCGGCGGGAAAUUAGUAGAAGUAUACACUAUUGGAGAGGAUGGUGAAUAUUACACAGAAACCCCCAUCCAAGGUCGGGUAAGCCAUAAUUCGAGGCCAGUUAUUUUCAAUUAUGUUCCAAGUUUAUUUCAAAUCAAGUGAAUUAUUUUGCCCAUCCUCUUUUUGUUCAAAAACAAAAACAUUUGGUAGCUGA
This is a messenger RNA of Camelina sativa (false flax), 1209 nucleotides long. Lineage: Eukaryota; Viridiplantae; Streptophyta; Magnoliopsida; Brassicales; Brassicaceae. The record is from RefSeq and is a predicted model, not a curated record.